Messenger RNA from Purpureocillium takamizusanense, 627 nucleotides. RefSeq lists its product as uncharacterized. Lineage: Eukaryota; Fungi; Ascomycota; Sordariomycetes; Hypocreales; Ophiocordycipitaceae. The transcript is spliced from 4 exons. The record is from RefSeq and is a predicted model, not a curated record. The coding region runs from base 1 to 234 and encodes 77 amino acids.
AUGAAGGCCGCCGCAAUUCUCGUCGCCCUGGUCGCCGCCGUUUCGGCCAGCCCCGCGCGCUCCAAGAAGGGGGACGAAGACCCGUGCGUUGCCAUCAAGGCCGGCUGCACUAAGGAGGAAACUGAGUGUCAGGACCGGUGGGCUUUCAUUGAGUGCCCGCCCUACGUCGAACGGUUCUGCCCCUGUUACAAUAAGGCCAAGUACUGCAUUAAAAAAGCUGGAUGCAAGCAGUAAACACCGUCUGGGUGCCAUGGACUCUCGUUUGGGAAGCGCGGAGGGCAAGUUGGGGAUCUGAUAUGCUACAACAUCUCUCACUUGUCGUACUCAGGCGGUCGAGAUCAAUGCUCUCGGCGGGUUAUAGUCACCUGUUAACGGUCUUAGCUGAGGGUGUCGACAACGAGCUGAGCGGCUGUACCGAGUAUGCUAAGGCUAGAGAGGAAAGGAAGAAGUGAAUGAAACCCUAGAACCUAGAAGGGGGCGGCGGCGAGCUCCUAAGCCAGGGCGGCGAUCAACGCAACGUCGGUCAAGAGGUUGUCAACCAGCUCAGGAAGUUCAUGUUUGUGUCUUUGAUAGGUCCGAUUGGGAGUCCAAAGAUGACUUGCUGCCCGGGAACAAAAUCGUUACGCC